Gasterosteus aculeatus aculeatus (three-spined stickleback) is the source of this 3172-nucleotide messenger RNA. Its product is annotated as noelin-3. Gene Ontology annotation, biological process: signal transduction. The record is from RefSeq and is a predicted model, not a curated record. NCBI's taxonomy places the organism in Eukaryota, Metazoa, Chordata, Actinopteri, Perciformes, Gasterosteidae.
GCGCGGUACCCUGAUCCAUCAAAAGUCCAGAGAAAGGCAGCUGGGGUGAUGUCAUAAUCGUGUCUCUAACGCACAUUCGCACAUUAACGGUUUUUCGCUGCGUGCGUGCCUACAAACUUUUAUUCACUUUUCACCCCGCUGCCUUCACGGCAUGCGUGACGGGGACGAGUGGUUGGAUGCCCCCCUUUCACCCUCCUCCUCCUCUUUCCCAGGAAGGCGUGUUUUUUUCUUCUACCAGCGCGUAGUGGACGAAGUGGCACGAGCACCACGGCCAGAGACCGGCGCGUGAAGCUGUUGCGCGUGUCGCGACGGAGCUGCGGCGCUGAGGCGGGACUCCUCCGAGCAGCCGACAGAAUGCGGUCGCUGUCCGCGGUCCUGAACCCGCUGCUGUUCCUGCUGCUGAUCGGAUACUGCCCUUCAGCGACCAUCAGGCCAAAGGACGGUUGGCAGGUGUACAGCUCAGCUCAAGAUGCCGAUGGACGUUGUAUCUGCACAGUGGUCGCACCUGAACAGAAUCUGUGCUCCAGAGACGCCAAAGGCAGACAGCUCCGCCAGCUCCUGGAAAAGGUGCAGAACAUGUCGCAGUCUAUCGAGGUGCUGAACCUGCGGACGCAGAGGGACUUUCAGUACAUCAUGAGAAUGGAGAGCCAGAUAAAAGGAUUGCGGUCAAAGUUUCGCCAGAUCGAAUCGGACAGGAAGACGCUCGUCAACAAAAACUUUCAGGAGCUAAAGGGAAAGAUGGAGUCCAUGCAACCGCUGAUACCUGUCCUGGAGCAAUACAAGACAGAUGCCAAGCUCAUCUCCCAGUUCAAAGAGGAGAUCAGGAACCUGUCUGCCGUGCUGAUGGCCAUCCAGGAGGAAAUGGGAGCCUACGACUACGAGGAGCUGCAGCAGAGGGUCCUAAACCUGGAAAAUCGUCUCCGCAAAUGCAUGAGCAGACUCACGUGCGGUAAGCUGAUGAAGAUCAAUGGGCCGUUGACUGUGAAAACUUCAGGGACCAGAUUUGGAGCCUGGAUGACGGACCCACAGGCGACUCUCAAAAACAACAGGGUCUGGUACAUGGAUGGCUACACCAACAACAAGAUAGUAAAAGAGUACAAAUCCAUAGCGGAUUUUGUGUCUGGAAUCGAGUCGAGAACCUACAACCUGCCUUUCAAAUGGGCUGGAACCGACCACGUGGUGUACAACGGCUCUCUGUACUACAACAAGAUGCAGAGCAACAUCAUCGUGAGGUACAGCUUCGAGACGGGCCGCGUCGUCACCCAAAGGGCCCUGGAGUCAGCGGGGUUCCACAACGUGUACCCCUACACGUGGGGGGGCUUCUCCGACAUCGACCUGAUGGCGGACGAGCUGGGCCUGUGGGCGGUGUACGCGACCAACCAGAACGCCGGCAACGUAGUCGUGAGCCGGCUGAACCCGGACACGCUCCAGAUCCUCGACACGUGGAACACAGAGUACUCAAAGAGGAAUGCCGGCGAGUCUUUCAUGAUCUGCGGGACGCUCUACAUCACCAACUCCCACCUGACCGGCGCCAAGGUGUACUACGCCUACUCCACUAAAACCUCCACAUACGAGUACACGGACAUUCCUUUUCACAACCAAUUCUUUCACAUGUCUAUGUUGGACUACAAUGCCAGGGACCGCGCACUCUACGGCUGGAACAACGGCCACCAGGUCCUUUUUAAUGUCACACUUUUCCACGUCAUCAAAACCGAGGACGAGUCUUAAGCCGUUUUCCACAUCUCACAAUUUGCUACUUUCAUACGAGUUAAGAGUUAACUAAUUAUGAUCUUCUACACAAGUUUCUCUAAAUAAAAAAGACCUUUCCAUCUCCGCCAUAUGGGUUUGUAACAAUGAAUACAAGUCAUUAUUGGCUCCCCCCACCCUCGAUCUGGGUGCAUAAAACACACCCCAUUCAAACUAAAAAACAAGCGAUGAUGUAUGCUGGGGAUCCGCUCGAGGUCAUCACAUAAGACACGUCACACAAUCUUGCCAAAAACUAAAAUGAAAUCAUCACGCUGUCUGCGCGCUUAGCAGCUGAGUUACUGAGUUCAUUCCAUUAACUGCUAAAACACCUGUAGCUGUUAUCCACUCACUGCAGGCGGUUGAUGGCAGUAUAAAACAAGCAAUAGAAGCUGUCAUUAGGAAGGGUGAGUCGCUGCAACCGCGAGGUCCGACAGCACUGCAUGCUGACAACUGGGAACCCAAAAAUAUUAGAUGGUUUUCUGCAGCAAAGCUAAAGUUUAGCCUUGGACAGACAAAGAGGCGCCGGCAUGAACACUCACUCAUUCACAUACACAGGCACCCGUUCACACAAGCACACGUGCUGCCUGCAGCAGGAUCCUCCUGCCGAAGAUAUAAAUGGCUGCUCAAAAUGAAAAUAAAAUAUAAAAGUCCAUUAGUGAACAUACUGCAGGUAAAACAUUUUCAAUUUAAUAAUUGCACUUUUAAAUCCUGUAAUUUCUACAGUUGCCUUUUCUCUCUAAAAUGAACACUUAAUGGUUUUGCCAUUCAGUAUUGCAAAAAUUCAUGCCCCUAAUAGAGUUGACUUUCUGAUUUUGUUUUCCUUAUUUUUGUUUUUGUUUCCAUCCUUUUGUUGCCAUUUUUUCAUCCCCUGCCAAUGUAUUCCUCCCUUUUAUUUCCUCCAUUUAGCGUUCGGUUCAUAAUUACACCUUUCCUUUCCAAAAGAUUUUGCACUUGACCUUCUACAAGACAGUGAGGAACGUGUUCACCCAUCAUUCCCCUGUAUAGUUAAUGUACUUGGCUUUUUCGUGUCUAUGAAGAUUCUCAGUCAUCCGGGUCUCUGGAUGUCUUGAAGUACCAAGUCAAAGUAUUUCAGCAAACCACAAAACUGCUUGCCUUUAACUUUGUACUUUGAGAUAUUGGCUUUUUUUGUAACUUCAGCAGCUUGUAUGCCUUAUUGAGUGCAGUAUGUUCUGUAGACCUGAGGAUAGCUGCUCUCGUGCAUGAAUGUUGCUAUCCUGAUUGCAUUUACUGUACUGUAACUGUAAACCCGUGUAUUUUGUAUCUGCACAACAUCCCAUUCUCUUUUUCUUUAUCUGUAUUAAUGGUCCAUUUAUACCAAGAGCAGUAGAUAACUUUAAUAAAUAUUAAUGUGUGUAAAUAAGAAGUUAUACAUAACCAAAAAUAAAAAAAAUAUUGUUUUCAUUAA